Messenger RNA from Chaetomium globosum CBS 148.51, 399 nucleotides. RefSeq lists its product as uncharacterized. The transcript has a single exon. Lineage: Eukaryota; Fungi; Ascomycota; Sordariomycetes; Sordariales; Chaetomiaceae. The record is from RefSeq and is a predicted model, not a curated record. The coding region runs from base 1 to 399 and encodes 132 amino acids.
AUGGCUGAGAAGCCGGCACACUCCGCCGCGGACUUGUGGUGCGUGAUGGCAGCAUCCCAUGCGCAGGGCCUCAUCCCCUCCCUCUCCCAUCGGAGGUUGGCGGGUUGGGUGCUCGGUCGAGGUGCCGGUUUCAGCUCGGUUGGCGGGCGACUGAUUUGCAGUUCGGCUCAGAACUCAAUCGCGAACCAAAGCCGUGACGUCCCGCCCAUCAGCGAACAUCAGAACCGGGGCACCGGGGGUUCAUCAGUGGAGAGCCAGAGAAUCGUGCACGUGGUCUUGGCAUUGAAUGCGAUUAUGCGCCUUGCUGGCGACCAUCAAAACACUGCAGACACAAAACGGAACCGAGGGAGCGGCGGGCAGAGACAAGGCGGUGUCUGCAUCUGGUUGGUGCCCAAGUAG